Eruca vesicaria subsp. sativa (arugula) is the source of this 2373-nucleotide messenger RNA. Lineage: Eukaryota; Viridiplantae; Streptophyta; Magnoliopsida; Brassicales; Brassicaceae. The record is from the annotation of a GenBank genome assembly.
UUCAUCUUGUUUCCUCACACCUCCAUUAACAAAACCAAUCAAAACCCAUCUCAAUUCACCACUCUCUUUCAUCAAAUCAAGAUCCUUUCUUCUCAAAUCCUUAAGAAAAAAAAACAUUCUUCCGAUGAAUCUCUCAGCUUCCAGUUUCUUGAUUCUUCUCUCCUUCUUCAUCUCACCGAAUCUCUCCUCCUCGAAGCCAAUGAAUUGCACCGACACUUCCCGUCUCUGCACUUCCUUCCUCGCUUUCAGACCAAACCAAAACCAAACUUUCUCAAUAAUCCAAAGUAUGUUCGACGCAUUACCAUCGGACAUAACCACCGAUAUCACCAGAGAAGACGGCGGAGGAGGAGGAUACAUCUACGUGAAGAAGAACUGUUCUUGUCUCACCACGACUCCUCAUCAGUACGCAACGAACACGACAUUCACAAUCAGACAAAACAGUGGCUACGUCUACGAUGCUGUCGUCUCUGCUUACUCUGGUCUCGCUUUCCCACCCAACACUAGUAGAGCAUCUAGUGCCGGCGCGGUUGUGUCUGUGCAGCUUCUAUGUGGUUGCUCGAGUGGUCUCUGGAACUACCUUAUGAGCUACGUGACGCUCUCUGGAGACAGUGUUCAGUCUCUCUCGAGCCGGUUUGGUGUUAGUAUGGAUCGAAUCGAGGAGGUUAAUGGAAUAUCGAAUCCUGAUAAUAUCACAACCGGAGAUCUCAUUUACAUCCCUCUUGAUUCUGUACCUGGAGUGCCUUACGAAGCAAGAAAGAUAAACCCUCCUGCUCCUUCUCCUUCGCCUUCUUCUGUUUUAACCAACAGCAAUAUCUCAGCUGCUGACCAGGUGAACCACACUUCAAAGGGAGGUCAUGUCCCUUAUAUAUGGAUUGUUGGUGGUCUUACUGUUGUGCUUGCACUUCUUGUGAUGUGUAUACUUGUGUGUAUCUGUUUGAGAUCAUCUGGCUGCAGCUCUAGUGAUGAAGAUGGUAAUGAACACAGCUUCCAAAUCCUUAGAAAGUCCAGUUUCUUCUGCGGGUCUAGUAGGUAUAAUUGCUGCAGAUCCGGGGAUUUUAGACAGAACAACGGUGAAACUCAGAGCCAUCAUCAAGUUGUUGCUGUUCCUAAAGCUCUUGGUGAUGGAGUGUUUGAGAUAGAGAAGCCUAUGGUCUUUACAUAUGAAGAAAUCUCUGCAGCUACAGAUGGAUUCUCUGAUACUAAUCUUCUUGGCCAUGGAAAUUACGGUUCAGUAUACUUUGGUCUACUUAGAGAACAGGAAGUUGCUGUCAAAAGGAUGACUGCUACAAAGACUAAAGAGUUUGCAGCAGAGAUGAAAGUUCUUUGCAAAGUUCAUCAUUCCAAUCUGGUAGAGUUGAUUGGUUAUGCUGCAACCAGUGAUGAGCUUUUCGUAGUGUAUGAAUAUGUGCAAAAGGGAAUGCUGAAAAACCAUUUGCAUGAUCCUCAGAGCAAAGGCAAUACCCCACUGUCUUGGAUAAUGAGGAAUCAGAUUGCACUUGACACAGCAAGAGGCUUGGAAUAUAUUCAUGAACAUACUAAAACUCAUUAUGUUCAUAGAGACAUCAAGACAAGCAAUAUUUUACUGGAUGAGGCGUUCAGGGCUAAGAUAUCAGAUUUUGGACUUGCAAAACUAGUUGAGAAAACUGGAGAGGGUGAAAUUUCUGUUACUAAAGUUGUUGGUACAUAUGGUUAUCUUGCACCAGAAUAUCUAAGUGAUGGUCGUGCCACUUCGAAAAGCGAUGUUUAUGCCUUUGGUGUUGUUCUUUUUGAGAUUAUUUCUGGAAGAGAAGCUGUUAUAAGAACAGAGGCAAUGGGAACUAAGAAUACAGAGAGACGUCCAUUGGCUUCUAUUAUGUUAGCUGCUCUUAAGAACUCACCAGACUCUAUGAAUAUGUUGAGUUUGAAGGAGUUUGUCGAUCCCAACAUGAUGGAUUUAUACCCGCAUGACUGCUUGUUCAAGAUUGCAAUGUUGGCAAAGCAGUGCGUGGAUGAUGAUCCGAUUCUAAGACCAAACAUGAAGCAAGUGGUUAUAUCACUCUCGCAGAUACUCUUGUCUUCCAUUGAAUGGGAAGCAACUCUUGCUGGAAACAGCCAAGUCUUUAGUGGUCUUGUACAAGGAAGAUAAAAACAAUGAAACCUUGAGAGUAAGACCCUUCGUAUUUUUCACUCUUCAACAUUGUCUAGAGGAAUGAUCAGUCACAGUCUAGCUAUGUAGUUAGUUACAGAGACAAAUCUCUUUCAUCUUGCUUUACAUGUCUCAAUAUGAUUAGUAUUCUUUGAAGAAUCAGGGAAGAGAUGUGUGCGUUUAUAUAUUGGAAUCUUAUUAACAAAACACCACUUUAUUUGCUCACAAUAGAUUGAUGAUGAUACAAG